This is a messenger RNA of Rubroshorea leprosula, 1270 nucleotides long. Lineage: Eukaryota; Viridiplantae; Streptophyta; Magnoliopsida; Malvales; Dipterocarpaceae. The record is from the annotation of a GenBank genome assembly.
AGAUUAUUAAUUACUUUUAGGCUAAUAACUUGGAACUAACUGAAGAAAAUAAAAUAAUAAAUGGUAUUUCCUUUAGGGGAAAAAGACAUCCUUCGUUGUUAGUGAUGAUGAUGAGGAUUCUGCUUUGUGAUUAGUGGAAAUGAAAAAUGGUAAAGGCUUCUUUGUCAAGUAUGCAGCUAGAACUAUGUUGUUUUUCUGCAGAAACCUGUUCAUUUUGGAAAAAGUGGUCCCAAAUGGUGCAACUGCCACCAUUGGAACAACCGUCAUAGAUUCAUAUGGAAGUUUUUGUGCUCAACUUUCUCUAACAGCAUUGUCAAGGGAUUAAGCACUUCUCUCUGUUCAACUUGCAAAGCACACCUCCUGGUUUUUGGAGGAAGCUACUUCCAAGUGAGAGAAAUGAGGUUAGGGGCAAACUAAGUCUGUUCCUGUGUUUAGUGAUUUUUAUUUUUUAGUUUUGUUAAGAAUAUCAGUUCAAUGAUUAAUUGUGUGUGGAUGUGAAAAAGCUCAUCAAUUCCUAGGUGAAAAGAGAGAUUAUCCUCUCCUCUUUAGAGAUAUUACUUUAAAACAAUCAAUUAUACUAUUGGAAAUAGUAUAUCAUAUCUUGUUAAUAUAGAAUAGGUUGAUACAUGACUAUUUUGUAAAUUUAAUUAAUAUGAGAAAACUAUAGUAGCAAUAGUUACAAUAGUAACUAUCCUUGUUUUUAGGAGCAAUAGUUAGCUUCUCAAGGUUAAGCUUACAUCAAUGCAAAAACUCCUUUGAUUAUCUAUAUAUAUAUAUAUAUAUAUAUAUUUUUUUUUUUUUGAACAGGGUUACAAAUUGGGGGUGGGGGGAUUUGAACCCCAGCCCUCAAUGCACCUUACGAGCCGGCCUAUGGCCGUUGGGCCGUGAGGCCCAAGUGCUUGAUUAUCAAUAUUUGAAAAGGCUGUAACAAUAGUUAAUUAUUCUACAAAAAUCAUCUGGUGUAAGGAUGAAGAGAGACCUCAUAGGAAAAAUCUCAGAGGUAAUAUCUUUUCAUUGAUGACAGUCCCUGAAGCUGUCUCCAAGUGUAAAAAGACUCUUGAAACUAAAAAUAACUGAAGUCUCAAGGGAAGAUAGGUUCUAAGUUGGAAUUCCUCCACACCACUUGGAUUAAAAUCCUAUCUAAUGAACCUGAAUUAAAUCAUCUGGUGUGACUUGGGGAUAAUCCAAUGGUUAUGAGAGGUUUAAGUAAGGGGAGGUUCUCCCCUGAGUAGCCCAUUGUAAGAUGUAUCAAUAACACUUCUGUAUUUUA